Molecule: messenger RNA, 898 nt
Organism: Cloeon dipterum
Lineage: Eukaryota; Metazoa; Arthropoda; Insecta; Ephemeroptera; Baetidae
Exons: 4
Coding region: 83-898 (271 amino acids)
Source: RefSeq, a predicted model, not a curated record
UGCGUGGAAAAAUGUCAAGAAACUGCUGGAAAUCGAUUCAGCAGGAAAUUUAGCCAAAUUUCAAGAUGGGUCAACCCUAUUGAUGGUCUUUUGCGACUCUCCUGAGGCAGUUGAGUACCUUUUGGAAAACGGCUCAGAUCCAAAUGCGGUAGACGCGAAAGGCUUUUCUGUUGUGAUGCAUGCAAUCUCUUGCCAGAAACCAUCAGCGGAGGUUUUGGACAUGCUUAUCAGGGCCGGCGCUUCGCUUAAAUUGCCAGAGCCGAGUAAAGAUGUGUUCUCGUUCGCCUUGACUCGAUUUCCCCCGCCAUUAGAGCAGAGCAGCCGGAUGCCCGAGAUUGUGCCAGCCCUCGAAUUUCUAUUUAGCAUGGCAAACAAGGCUAGGAGCGUGCAACUACCUGAUUUUUACAAAGACAUCUUCGCGUCGCUUAUGGAAUACAACUGGACGACCAUUGACGUCUUUGUGAGCACUUGUAUCAGUGUGAUGAUGUCCCCGUUCUUCAACCCUGCAAAGCUGUACGCCUUACCGAUUGAAAAAGUACCCGAACAGGAUUCGCUGGCAUCAUACCUACACUUGUGCGGAAUAUCUAUCAUGGGGCUGCUCGACAAGGACUACUUCUUUGUCAACGCACUUGGAUACUUCUUAAACACAUAUUUCAAAAACAACCCAACACAAAAUACAAAUCUCUCGAUUUUGCUGCAAGAUGUAAACAAGACGUUGUUACUAGUCGAGGAGGAAGGGAUUGUCGUUCCUCCAGCAUUGCUCAUGCUCUACUUGUACUUCCAGAAAAAGAUCACCCAGAGAGAUGAGCUCUCUAUCAAUAUUUAUGAUUUACUAAACUAUUUCACUCUUCUAAAAGUUCAGUGGACCAGCCGAUUUUUUGCGAAAUGUGCCAAUUGA